Varanus komodoensis (Komodo dragon) is the source of this 5290-nucleotide messenger RNA. RefSeq names its product adaptor related protein complex 2 subunit alpha 2 (gene AP2A2). NCBI's taxonomy places the organism in Eukaryota, Metazoa, Chordata, Lepidosauria, Squamata, Varanidae. Gene Ontology annotation, molecular function: clathrin-cargo adaptor activity. Bases 80 to 2980 code for a protein of 966 amino acids. Gene Ontology annotation, cellular component: membrane coat; AP-2 adaptor complex. Gene Ontology annotation, biological process: intracellular protein transport; clathrin-dependent endocytosis. The record is from RefSeq and is a predicted model, not a curated record. The transcript is spliced from 23 exons.
UAAAGGUCCCUGGAGCGAGUAGCGGGAGCCGUCGUAGAAGCAGCGGCGGCGGCGAGGGCGCCUUUGCUUUGUCGCCAAGAUGCCGGCUGUGUCGAAGGGGGACGGAAUGCGCGGCCUGGCCGUCUUCAUAUCCGACAUCAGGAACUGUAAAAGUAAAGAAGCUGAAAUAAAGCGAAUAAACAAAGAACUGGCAAACAUUCGAUCCAAGUUUAAAGGUGAUAAAGCCCUUGAUGGCUACAGUAAGAAGAAGUAUGUCUGCAAGCUGCUUUUCAUCUUCCUCCUGGGGCAUGAUAUUGAUUUUGGUCACAUGGAGGCUGUGAAUCUACUAAGUUCAAACAAAUACACAGAGAAGCAAAUUGGCUAUUUAUUCAUCUCUGUACUUGUGAAUUCAAACAGCGAGUUGAUACGUCUCAUAAACAAUGCAAUCAAGAAUGACUUGGCCAGUCGCAACCCAACUUUCAUGGGACUGGCUCUGCACUGUAUUGCCAACGUGGGCAGCAGAGAGAUGGCAGAAGCAUUUGCUGGAGAAAUUCCAAAAAUACUUGUAGCUGGUGACACCAUGGACAGUGUGAAGCAGAGUGCAGCCCUGUGCUUACUGCGAUUAUAUAGAACUUCUCCUGAUCUGGUUCCUAUGGGAGACUGGACAUCAAGAGUUGUGCACCUGCUUAAUGACCAGCAUCUGGGUGUGGUUACUGCUGCUACCAGUUUGAUCACUACUUUGGCACAAAAGAAUCCAGAUGAAUUUAAAACUUCUGUGUCUCUGGCUGUCUCCAGACUCAGCAGGAUUGUGACAUCUGCAUCAACUGAUCUUCAAGACUAUACUUAUUACUUUGUUCCUGCUCCUUGGUUGUCUGUGAAGCUUCUAAGAUUGCUGCAGUGUUAUCCACCUCCAGAAGACCCUUCAGCACGAGGUCGUCUCACAGAGUGUCUCGAAACUAUUCUCAACAAAGCUCAAGAACCUCCAAAAUCCAAGAAAGUGCAGCAUUCCAAUGCAAAAAAUGCAGUACUUUUUGAAGCCAUUAGUUUAAUUAUCCACCAUGACAGUGAGCCAAACCUGCUUGUUCGUGCCUGCAAUCAGUUAGGCCAGUUCUUGCAGCACCGGGAAACUAAUCUCCGCUACCUAGCCCUGGAAAGCAUGUGCACGCUUGCCAGCUCUGAGUUUUCACACGAGGCCGUGAAAACACACAUAGAAACAGUUAUCAAUGCAUUGAAGACAGAGAGAGACGUAAGUGUACGACAAAGAGCAGUAGAUCUUCUGUACGCCAUGUGCGACCGAAGCAAUGCCCAGCAAAUUGUGGCUGAAAUGCUGAAUUAUCUGGAAACUGCUGAUUAUUCUAUUAGAGAAGAAAUUGUACUGAAGGUUGCAAUUCUAGCUGAGAAAUAUGCAGUGGACUACACCUGGUAUGUGGAUACCAUCUUGAAUUUGAUUCGAAUUGCUGGAGACUAUGUCAGCGAAGAGGUGUGGUACAGAGUCAUUCAGAUUGUUAUUAACAGAGAUGAUGUGCAGGGAUAUGCAGCAAAGACUGUCUUUGAGGCUCUUCAAGCUCCUGCCUGCCAUGAGAACUUGGUAAAAGUAGGUGGCUAUAUCUUGGGAGAGUUUGGAAAUCUGAUUGCUGGGGAUCCUAGAUCUAGUCCUCUGAUACAAUUCAACUUACUGCACUCAAAAUUCCAUCUCUGUAGCGUUCCAACUAGGGCGCUACUCCUGUCUACAUAUAUCAAGUUUGUGAAUCUAUUUCCCGAGAUAAAAACCACCAUUCAAGAUGUACUACGCAGUGAUAGUCAGCUGAAAAAUGCCGAUGUUGAGUUGCAGCAGAGAGCUGUUGAGUACUUGCGGCUCAGUACAAUUGCAAGUAUAGAUAUCUUGGCAACAGUGCUAGAAGAAAUGCCUCCAUUUCCAGAAAGGGAGUCUUCCAUUCUGGCCAAGCUCAAGAAGAAGAAAGGCCCAAACACAGUCACUGAUUUGGAAGAGACAAAAAAGGAGCGAAAUUCUGAUGUGAAUGGCUGCACUGAAGCUGCCCUUGCAAAUGCCAGUACUGCGUCCACCCCAUCUCCUUCAGCAGACCUUUUAGGCCUUUGUGCAGCCCCAGCUGCAAACUCUGUUGCACCCCAGACGUCUUCUGGUAGCUUGUUGGUGGAUGUAUUUUCAGAUGCUUCUGCUGCUCCAGCAUCUCUUGCUCCAUGUUCUGAAGAUAACUUUGCAAGUCCUGACUUGGCUUCAAGUGAGCAGGUAGUUUCUGAAGAACCAGCUGAUGCUGUGCAUGAUGCUGAUGAGCUUUUUCACAAGUUUGUUUGCAAAAACAAUGGAGUUUUGUUUGAGAAUCAGUUACUACAGAUUGGUCUGAAAUCUGAAUUUCGACAAAACUUGGGUCGAAUGUUCAUAUUUUACGGUAACAAGACUUCAACGCAAUUUUUGAAUUUUAUUCCAACAAUAAUCUGUUCAGAUGAUCUUCAGUCAGGCCUGAAUCUGCAAACAAAACCUGUUGAUACUACCGUGGAAGGGGGUGCUCAGGUGCAGCAGACUGUAAAUAUUGAAUGCAUAUCGGACUUUGUGGAAGCACCAGUUCUAAAUAUCCAGUUCAGAUAUGGAGGGACCUUGCAAAACAUCUCUGUGAAGCUGCCCAUCACAUUGAACAAAUUUUUCCAGCCUACAGAAAUGGCUUCCCAAGACUUCUUUCAGCGGUGGAAACAACUGAGCAACCCCCAACAGGAAGUGCAGAACAUCUUUAAAGCAAACCAUCCAAUGGAUACAGAAAUUACAAAGGCAAAGAUAAUUGGCUUUGGCACAGCUUUACUGGAAGAAGUAGAUCCCAAUCCUGCUAACUUUGUAGGAGCUGGUAUAAUACACACCAAAUCAAUCCAGAUUGGAUGUUUGAUGCGUCUUGAACCUAAUCUACAGGCCCAGAUGUAUAGGUUAACCCUACGGACAAGUAAAGAAACAGUAUCCCGGAGGUUAUGUGACUUGCUGUCAGAACAGUUCUGAACCAGAACACAAGAAUUCUGAUUCUUCCAUUUUUACCAUUGUCCUUGUCCUGCUCCAGAAACAUCUUGUACACCAGUGUCUGCAAAAAUAACUGCCACCACUUUCACAUCCCUGCCUUAAAAGGACUUGACCCGUUUAUGUGAAAUAUAUAUAUGUGUAACAGAAAAUUACUUAACUGUGAAUAUGGCUCUUAGAUUCCUUGUGCUAAGAGGCUGGAAAGUCUUGUGUGUCUUGACUCAGCUGUGCUCCAUAUAUUUUGGCAGAACUUGCUUUUAUUAAAAUUUACUUGCAAUAUGAUUAACACUGAUUUAAAUGAAACUCUUUUUUAAAACUGGAAAUGCCACUGUAAAUUGCUGGAAACAUGCUGCUUCAAUGUUUUUUUCCCUAGUGCUCUGUUGCUCCAGCAGAGUUCGGCAAAGUUCUGUUCAAUGGGUUGACACCAGCCAUCUUUUUACUCUGCUCUGUUCAUCAAACUUACAGGGCUCAGCUCUCACAAAGGUGUGCAAGAGGAGUUUUUAUGGUGUGUGCGAAAGGCACUACUUUCUUACUGCUGUAAUGAAUGUCACUGGUGUCUCCUUAUUUGCAGAGGGCUAUGGAAGGGCAUUUGUCCUCUAAAGAACAUUUUAGAGGCCUAAGCACUUAUUCAUACUUUAAUAUCUCAAACAAUUUGCUGUGAAGAGCUUUAAAUCCCACCCAUCCAUCCAAUCCCUGCUCUCCAUGCGCCAUAUUCUACCAAAGAGUCUUGUCAACGCUAAAGUAAGGUAAACAAGUUGGGUUCCUUGGUGCAGAGGGUUUCUCCAAAGCUCUGGUUGCUGCAAUUUAACAUCAGUUCACUUGGGCUAUAUAUAACUGAAAAAAAUCACUUGAGUUAUUCUUACACUUGAAAGUAUUCUCACUUUCACAGGGAAUUUAUGCUUCUACAUUCUCUCCACCCCUACUCCAAAGUUUCUAAUGUUUAAUACUUUGUAGAUCUUGUGGACAGCUAGCCGGCUCUGAUCAUGGAACAUCCAGUCUAUUUAGAUUUGAAAUAAACUGGGUAUGUCUGCAAGUAUGAAGGACAGCCCCCUCGAAAUGCGCUAGGACAUUUUUGUGUAGAGCUUGAUCAGUUUAUUUUCAAAAACUGUAGUAUACCUCUGUUGGUCUGAACAAUGUUUGUCACUGUCAUAUAAAAGCAAGCUGGCAGCUCCUAAGUAGAAUUUUUCAUACUGUGGCUUCAGUUAUUCCUCUCUGAAGGGCUUCUAAAAAUAAGUGGUCACUACAGUUAUAUAUGAAAUAAGAAAAAUCUUAAAUGAGCUGCAGUGAGAACUGUGUAUGGCUGAUCAAAAAUAUCUUUUAGUAUGUCUUAACUAGCUGUUUAAACAUACACAGACCACCUUUCACACCCUGACUGGAACUGUCAUUUUAUUAAGCUUCCUUGAGUUUAGAUGUUCAAUCAGAAUCAAAGUAAACAGGUUUUGCCAACUUCUCCAGCCAAAUGUGGUGACUUAUACUGAAGCACAUUGAAUGGAACUACUUGGUAUAUCAUCUGGUCAAGUAAUAAAAUUAGAAUGAUAACACAGUGUGUUCUCUUACCACUGGGGAAACUCUAGGAGUUUUUAUUAUUUAGGAUGGGCAUGUUGUAGUACUGUGAUUUCUUCAAAUGGUACUAAGUCCUUCAAAAGAUGAGAUCAGAAGCUUGUCCUGUCAUAUAGCAGAUGUUGGGAAGAGCUGCCACCCCAUUUUUAAUAUAGGGUUGUCCACUGGAAAGUGGUGGCGAGGUUUGCCCGUUUGGUGCCACAUUAAUAUAUUGUUUUUUGCAUACUAUUAACUGGUAAAUUUUGGGUGAAGAGAUGUGAUUUAUCCAUCAAAGACAGAGAACUCUAAAUAGAUGGCUGAAUGGUUAAAUGUAUAUAAGGAUAAACAUACUUUAUGCAAAUUAUUUUGCCUCUGAUAUGAAAUAUAUAGGCAUUGUUUUAAAUAAGAUGUUUAAAAAUCUGUCUUUAUUGAGAUAAAUGCCUUGAUUACCAAAGUUGUGUAUCGUUCUACAUCUCAAGCACAAGUAACUGUUUCUGUUGCUAAAGCAGUAUUAGUAACUGAGCUACAGUAUUUGUUUUGUUGACAUGUGAAAAAUACCUGAACAGGAUGAUAAAAUUUUGUGCACUUCUAGGCCUACACUCCAGUAUGUAAUGUGUUGUCAUCUCACCUGUAAAAAAGAGAAAUCUUGAGCUUAUAUUGUGGACUUCCAUUAUUAUAACUGUACAAAUUUUGAAAAUACAUAAAUCUAAUCAUGUUAUCUUUAAUGGAAAAAUAAAUAGGUAGAAGAAAAGUGUA